ACUACACGACUACAAAAGAUCAGAAGUCUUUUUAUCCGAAUUACUCUCUUAUCUAUUUGUGCCUUUAAACAACUAGACGACUGUGUAUACACGCAUACCGGCACACGUACAUACAUACAUACAUACAUACAUACACACACGAAUGGAGUACUAUUUGUUUAUUUGAGCAUGACCUCAACCAACUGAUUAGGUAUUCACAAUUUUAACCAACCCUCAAAAAUACCUGAAAAAUAUGCAAAUUUUUUUUUUUUUUGCGUAAAAUUUAAGUGUAUAAAUAUAAAUCAUCAUCAUUGUAUUAGACACUAUUAAUAGACAACUUUAGUAUAACGAAUUUAAUCUAACAAGUUAUCAACAAUGUUGGAAGAAUUCAUUAAGGCUUAUCUUCAAAUCUGUUCUGAAGGUGAUAAUAUAGCUGAUCGACAAGAAUUGACUGAUUAUUGUAGAAAGAAAAAUCUUGAUAUGAAACUUGUUGAGCAAUGGAUUAACAAAUUCGAUGUUGACAAGGAUGAUCAAAUUUCAAUGGAAGAAUUUUGUCGUGCAUUAGGCUUAAAUCAAAAAGAAAUGUUAGUUGAAAAAGUUCACCGUACCCCUGCGAAUGCUGCCAAGAUACCAGAAAUUUCUUCACAAUUUGAAAUUAUUCUCUCAAAAUUAUCAAAACAAGCUGAAGUUGAUAUUACUGAACGUGUAGCAGAAUUAUUUAAUGGUUCCACUGAGAACAAAGAUUCACAGAUUAAAGAUAUAUCAAAUAAAUUGAAACAAUAUUUAGAUGAGACAUAUGAUCGUGUCUGGCAGGUAGUUAUACUACGCGGUUCAUAUUGGAUGAAUUUUUCACAUGAACCAUUCAAGUCAAUACAAUUCAAAUAUGGUCCAUACAUCUUUUUAUUAUGGCGUACACCAAAAGGUUAGAGUUAAGUAAUCAUAGCACCAAAAAAUAUAUCCUAUAAUAUAUAAAAAUAACAACAUCAAACUAACUUAAUGUAUACUGAAAGUAUAAUAACAAUCAUAUAUUUAGUAAAAAUCAUUCAAUUUGUUAAUUUAUGUUUCCUGCAGUUUGUUGAAGGUUUUCAUUACUUCUUUUUAUUAAAAUAUUUAUAUUUCUAG
Messenger RNA from Heterobilharzia americana, 1101 nucleotides. Lineage: Eukaryota; Metazoa; Platyhelminthes; Trematoda; Strigeidida; Schistosomatidae. The record is from the annotation of a GenBank genome assembly.